Messenger RNA from Rotaria socialis, 609 nucleotides. The record is from the annotation of a GenBank genome assembly. Lineage: Eukaryota; Metazoa; Rotifera; Eurotatoria; Philodinida; Philodinidae.
AUGGCUGUUAGAAUAGUGUCUCCACUCGAAACGAUUGAAAAGUUAGCUCAGACAAACAACGAUAUCAUAGCACAACUAAACACAAACAAUGAUAUGACACCACAACUAAAUACAAACCAUUAUAGCAUGGCACAAUCAAACGAAAACAGCAGAUCGACAAUGAAUUUAGUAACUUAUCAUAUUACACAUUCGAAUGGAGCACUUUUUGUUCAGGAACAGAACACUCAUAAAUAUUGCAAUCAAUUCCUUAAUGACUGGCGAGGUAAAAUUGAUAUUCAGGAAAUUUCUGAUGUAUUCAAUGAUAAAAUUAAUUAUUCGUGCACGAACUAUCAAGAUCUUCAAAGAUUAAACAAAGACAUGCUGAUUGCCGUGAGAAAAUAUGAACUAUUUGGUGGCAGUGAUAGCGCACAACGAGAACUUAGUAAAUUUCAGGAAAAUUUCGUGAAAAUUCAAGCAGCAUUGCGCCAGCUCUCUGAGCUAAUCACAACCGGUGGUAGUGGUCAUUUAACUAGCAUUCGAGAGCAAUUAGAUAAGAUCAAUAAGCAGCUGAAGUUAUUAUGGAAUCAACAUGGAAAUAUUGUAUUUAACCAAGAAAAUAGAAGGCGUUGA